This is a messenger RNA of Prunus persica (peach), 1365 nucleotides long. RefSeq lists its product as uncharacterized. Lineage: Eukaryota; Viridiplantae; Streptophyta; Magnoliopsida; Rosales; Rosaceae. The coding region runs from base 116 to 1075 and encodes 319 amino acids. The transcript is spliced from 7 exons. Gene Ontology annotation, molecular function: protein binding. The record is from RefSeq and is a predicted model, not a curated record.
UAUAUGUUCAAAGAUUACGCAGAUUUCAAGCACACUUAAAACAAAGGUCAAUAGUCUUCUCCAAGCAAAGGGUCGCUGUUUAUCCUCAGAAAAUUUGUUGGUCAAUUUUAUUGCCAUGACUACCCUUAUAUUUGACCAAGAUGGUCUUUCGAGAUCACUUUCAAAUUCACCACCAACUCAUUACACUCUAACAAUAGAGUCAUUUUCGAUGCUAACUGAAAAUUCAGUGGAUACAUAUGAGUCUGGGGAGUUUGAUGCUGGAGGAUACAAAUGGAAACUGGUGGUGUACCCAAAUGGAAACACGAAGAAGAAUGUAGAAGACCACAUCUCUGUCUACUUAAAAAUGGCAGAAGCAAAUUCACUUCAGAGUGGUUGGGAAGUAUCUGUUGAUUUUAGAUUGUUUUUGCUUGAUCAGAAUAAGGGAAUCUACUUGGUUCUUCAGGAUGCUAAUAUGAACAAGAUGUGCUUGCACGGGGCGAUGCUCCAAGUGGGUUUUGAUAGAGUAAUCCCUCUGAAAGCAUUUUCUGUUGCUUCCAAUGGCUAUCUCAUUGAUGAUACUUGUGUUUUUGGAGCCGAGGUCUUCGUUUGCAAAGAAAGAAGAGCGGGCAAGGCAGAGUGUCUGUCAAGAAUCAAAAAGGCUUUUAUGAACAAGCAUUGUUGGAAGAUUGAGAGUUUUUCAACGUUCAAAUCCCAACGCUUGCAAUCUGAACUAUUCACUGCAGGAGGGCAGAAAUGGAAGAUAGAGCUCUAUCCCAAGGGAGAUGACCAUGGAGAGAAUACUCAUGUUUCUGUUUACUUAAGAUUAGCUAAUCCAGAAAAGCUAUCUCCUGUCUCCCAAUUACUUAUAGAGUAUACUCUGCGCAUCGUAAAUCAAUUGGACGGGAAGGAUAAGAGUCGGAAAUCGAAUCAUACAUGGUUCAGUGCCUCGAGUCCGUCUUGGGGUUGGCCUUGUUUCAUUAAAUGGGACAGUUUCAAAAUGUUAGACAACGGUUAUUUGGUGAAGAAUACUUGCUUGGUCGAGGCCGAGGUCACUGUCCAUGGAAUUGCUAAAGCAUUAGAGCCAACUGACGAUUAAAAUACACCUGGUAUGAAAGAUCUGGAGAUUGGAAGAUGAAGAAGAUGUGGGGCAAUUGGAGGAAGAACGCAAACCCGAAGAUUGGAAAAGGUAUUGUAAUGAGGGACUUUGUUGUGAAUUAUGUAGGUUGUACUGCAAAUUAGUAAAAUACGUAGAUACUCAAGACUUGUACAAAAGAAUGACUGCAAUAAAAAUAAUUUAAUUUAAUUUAAAAUUUUUUUUUUAAUAAAAGAAGUUUGCAUUUUGUUAUUGAAUAAAAAAAAAAGGGUUAAUUGAUGAUUUGCCCCUGA